UCCUGUUCCAACAGCGCCCGGCCUGGGGCAAACGCAGGGCGGGGAGUCUGCAUGUGAGCGAGAGCCCUGUUCCUUCUUAAGCGCCCGCCAGUCAAGCCCGGGCCAGACGGCCAGCCAGCGGGUGCCCCACACACCGCCACCUGUCCUGCAGCCCUGCCGGCCGCCACCAGAGCCAGCCGCCGCCCGCCCUCCAUGGCCGACCAGCUGAGCGAGGAACAGGUGGCCGAGUUCAAGGAGGCCUUCUGCCUGUUCGACAAGGACGGGGACGGUGUCAUCACCACCCGGGAGCUGGGCACCGUCAUGCGCUCCCUGGGCCAGAACCCCACGGAGGCCGAGCUGCGGGACAUGGUGGGCGAGAUCGACCGCGACGGCAAUGGCUCCGUGGACUUCCCCGAGUUCCUGGGCAUGAUGGCCAGGCAGCUGAGGGGCAGGGACAGCGAGGAGCAGAUCCGCGAGGCCUUCCGCGUCUUUGACAAGGACGGCAACGGCCUGGUGAGCGCGGCCGAGCUGCGGCACGUGAUGACCAGGCUAGGGGAGAAGCUGAGUGACAAGGAGGUGGACGAGAUGAUCCGGGUCGCCGACGUGGACGGGGACGGGCAGGUGAACUACGAGGAGUUCGUCCACAUGCUGGUGUCCAAGUGAGGGGCCGGGCCUGGCGCUGUGGGAACCUGGGGCCGGCCUUGCUCCCUGCGUCCCUCGGGCCCCUGUGGGCUCUGCUGCUUCUCCGUUCCAGGUGACUCUGCCCACCUUUGUGCGCCUCCCUUUGUCCCCUUUUCCCUCUUCCCAGCCAGGUGACACGGGCCACCCCCAGCCCAGCAAACGCCAGGUGCUUCUGCCUGUCAGUAGCAGCAGUGACAUUGCUCUGCAUGGACAGUGGGCAGAGGACCAGUGCGAGUCCCACUGGCCACUGGGGAGGGUGACAUCAUAGAGCCCUUGGCUGGACCCCUGGAAGGCGCUCAGCACUGGGGCGGGGCCGCGGGAGCCCCCAGCUCCAGGGAGCGGUUCCGGAGCCUCCCUGGCUCCAUCUGCCGCUCACUGGGGCGGGUGGGAGGGAACCGGCCUAGGUGAGGGGCUGCUGGAGAUGUUGACACUUGCGAUCGGGCUUCCCCGAGAAACGUCACCCCCUUUCCACGGGGCGCUCGCUUGUCUGUGAUUCGUCCUUUGCAGCUGGGAGUAAAACUGGGGUUAAUUGUAACACGUGUGUGUUCAGCUUCACGGAGGGAAAUCUGAGCGGGAGGGAGAAGGAAGCACAGGGGAAUAAUAAAAUGCUUGCAUCCCUGUCACGUCUCCUUUUGUUCUGCUUCCCGCUGAAAUGAUCCUCGUUGCGUCUGGGGUUUAGAUGAGGCGGGAUCUCCAUUUUCAUGCUUUUUGCAAAGGCCACGAAACCUUGCGUUGGAGAGCAGAGUGAAAAGAGAGAAGCCUACAGAAGGUAAAUCUUCAACGUUUAUUUCAAAUAAAAUGGGGAAGUCAGUCGGGCCCCCGGAGCGCCGAGCGGAUUACAGGUGGGAAGGCACCUGGUCGCCCGUUUCCAUCACUCUGGGGUGACAGGAAUAGGGGCGGCGACAGGAGGGUGCGAACUGCCCGUCCAGCACGUGUGACGUCAAAGCCACUGACAUGGUUAUUCCUGCAUUUGCCGGCAUUCCCCCGAGGUCAAAGGGACCCCGCAGAGGUUACCUCAGUGCCAAAGGGAGGCAGUGUUUUGUGCGGUGGGCGCUCUCCUGGGGCUGGUGACAGAUGGCUGCCAGCCCGGUGAUGGUCACACACCCGCUGGCUGAUCUUGGCUAGGUCCUUGGUCCCCACACCCGCCUCCCCCGCACGCGUGCAUCCUGACGUGUAAGACGAGGAACACGGGCACUGGGGCUGGACAGACUGGGAUUUCCGGCCUUGGGACUGUUGCUGGCUGCCGAGCUCCAGGAGCGCUUCAUGAAGAGAACAGCCGCCCCCCACCCCCCCACCUGGCGUGAGGCACCGUGGUGCACACUAGCUCACUACCACCCUGUGCCGUGGUUGCUGUGGGAAGCUUCCCCAUCUCACAAAUGAGGAAGCUGAGACAGGCGGAGCUCACGAAAUCAGCGCGAUGCCCCCCAGCUGGAAAGGGACAGGGCUGGGAUUGCACACGGGUCUGCGCCCUUGACUGCCCCGAGCGGCCUCUCCACAGCCCCUUGGCCUCCACGGUGACUGAUGACUGUAUCAGUGCCUCUCUCGAGCAUUUGCGAGACGAUCAGAGAUCAUCGUAACGUGCCCGGCAUGCAGUAGGUGCUUAGUAAGUAACACCUACUCUUGCAUUCACCUUUAGGAACCCCCUUCAGCUCUAACACUCUGUGAGGCCUGGCCACGUACUUCCACCCCUCAGUCCAAGAGGGCGGGGGCUGAGGGGACGCCGAGGCAGGGUCUUGGACAGAA
Messenger RNA from Leptonychotes weddellii (Weddell seal), 2403 nucleotides. RefSeq names its product calmodulin-like protein 3. NCBI's taxonomy places the organism in Eukaryota, Metazoa, Chordata, Mammalia, Carnivora, Phocidae. The record is from RefSeq and is a predicted model, not a curated record. Gene Ontology annotation, cellular component: myosin II complex. Gene Ontology annotation, molecular function: calcium ion binding.